CUAAUAUUUCUAAUGCGAGAUUAGGUUCCGGGGUUCCUAUAGAAACCACCUCCUCUGCGAGCUUUUAUGUGGAAGAUCUUAAGAGAGAACAUUCUCCUGCUAUUUCCUCUCCACUUGCCUUACCACUUAAGAAAAAUAAUCGAAAAAAAAAAACAGACAAAACAAGUAUGGUCUCUACUGAGACAGAGUCGGAAGUGUUUUUGCAUAAUACCACAAAUAAUACUGAUAAUAUAUCUAAAAUGGGAUUUGAACUUGAAGAG
Racocetra fulgida is the source of this 260-nucleotide messenger RNA. The record is from the annotation of a GenBank genome assembly. Lineage: Eukaryota; Fungi; Glomeromycota; Glomeromycetes; Diversisporales; Gigasporaceae.